Molecule: messenger RNA, 942 nt
Organism: Pteropus alecto (black flying fox)
Lineage: Eukaryota; Metazoa; Chordata; Mammalia; Chiroptera; Pteropodidae
Product: olfactory receptor 6Y1
Exons: 1
Coding region: 1-942 (313 amino acids)
Biological process (GO): G protein-coupled receptor signaling pathway
Cellular component (GO): membrane
Molecular function (GO): G protein-coupled receptor activity; olfactory receptor activity
Source: RefSeq, a predicted model, not a curated record
AUGAUCACCAAAAUUCUGGACACAGGCAAUCAAACAGCAACAACACAUUUUAUUCUUCUGGGAUUUCCAACACAGCCAGGCUUUCAGCUCCUCCUCCUUUUUUUUUUUUUGGCAAUCUACCUGCUGACACUGCUAGAGAACUUUCUUAUCAUCCUAGCCAUCCACAGUGAUGGACAGUUGUACAAGCCCAUGUACUUCUUUUUGAGCCAUCUUUCUUUCCUGGAGUUGUGGUAUGUCACAGUCAUCAGCCCCAAGAUGCUGGUAGACUUCUUCAACCAUGACAAGAUCAUUUCCUUUAAUGGCUGCAUGACUCAACUUUACUUCUUUGUGACCUUUGUCUGCACUGAGUAUAUUCUCCUUGCCGUCAUGGCCUUUGACCGCUAUGUAGCCAUUUGUAAUCCACUACGCUACUCAGUCAUCAUGACCAACCAGCUUUGUGGUACAUUGGCUGGAGGAUGCUGGUUCUGUGGAUUCAUGACUGCCAUGAUUAAGAUGGUUUUUAUAGCUCGACUUCACUACUGUGGCACACCACGUAUCAAUCACUACUUUUGCGAUAUCUCUCCACUCCUCAAUGUCUCCUGUGAAGAUUCUUCACAAGCUGAGCUGGUGGACUUCUUCUUGGCCCUCAUGGUCAUUGCUGUUCCCCUUUGUGCAGUGGUGGCAUCUUAUGUCAUUAUUAUCACAACCAUUAUCAGGAUCCCUUCUUCUCAUGGCCGCCAAAAAGCUUUUUCCACCUGUGCCUCUCACCUGACAAUUGUAAUUCUCUUCUAUUCCACAACACUUUUCACUUAUGCUCACCCCAAGCUUAUGUAUACCUACAGUUCCAACAAAGUGGUAUCUCUUCUCUACACUGUCAUUGUCCCACUCCUCAACCCCAUCAUUUACUGUCUGAGAAACCGUGAAGUAAAGUCAGCCCUCAAGAAGACCAUAUUUUGUAAAUAA